Molecule: messenger RNA, 1031 nt
Organism: Cataglyphis hispanica
Lineage: Eukaryota; Metazoa; Arthropoda; Insecta; Hymenoptera; Formicidae
Source: RefSeq, a predicted model, not a curated record
AUGAAACAUAUUUUUUGCAUAUCAAUAUUUCUAUCAAUUAUUUUGUAUAGGUUUUUAGCAACCGGAGAUCAAAUACUAUCUAUUGCAUUAGCGUUUAGAUGUGGAGAGUCAACUGUUCGAAAAAUUAUCCAAGAAACUUGUCGAGUUCUAGCCCAAGUAUUGCAGCCAAUUUACCUUUGUUUGCUAACAGAAGAAAAAUGGAAUAAUAUUUGUACUGGUUUUCUGGAAAGCUGGAAUUUCUCCAAUUGCGCUGGAUUUUUUGACGGAAAACAUAUAGAAAUACAAGCUCCGCCAAAUUCCGGGAGUUUAUUUUUUAACUACAAAAAGACAUUCAGUAUUGUGCUAAUGGCUGCAUGUGAUCAUAAAUAUAUGUUCACACUAGUUGACAUUGGUUCAUAUGAUGGCAAUAGUGACGGUGGUAUUUUUACUUCUUUUGACAUUUAUUUAGCAUUGGAAAAUGAAUUACUGAAUCUUCCCAAAGGGACUGUAAAUCUUCCUGGAAGUAACAUUACAAUGCCUUGUUUUUUUCUUGGAGACAGUGGUUUCCCGAUCAGUACUUUGAUGCGAUCUUACUCCGGAAAAAUACUUAAUGAAAGAAAAAAAAUAUUUAAUUAUAGAUUAUCUAAAGCAAGGCGUAUUAUAGAAAACUUUGGUAUUUUAUCUUCACGAUGGAGAAUUUAUCGAAAGCCCAUUAAUAUGCAUCCGAAAUAUAUAGACAUGAUUGUCAUGGCGACUGUACGUCUACAUAAUUUUAUAAAAUGUGAGAAAGAUCUUGUGGAAGCGAAGAACAGAAUAUACUGUCCUCCACAUUUUAUAGAUUCAGAGGACUCUGAAGGUAACAUCAUCCCCGGGGAAUGGCGACAUAUACUGAAAAUGUACUGAGAGAUAUAUCUCCCACUUCAAAGCAUCACGCAAUUAUAAUUGCGUACAAACAACGAGACAAACUGGCUGAUUAUUUUCUAACACAACCCGGCAAAGUUCCGUGGCAGUAUGAUUAUGUAAGAAGAGGACAACAUCGUGAUGAUUCAUAA